This is a messenger RNA of Prosopis cineraria, 1508 nucleotides long. Its product is annotated as 12-oxophytodienoate reductase 3-like. Gene Ontology annotation, cellular component: peroxisome. Gene Ontology annotation, molecular function: oxidoreductase activity; FMN binding. NCBI's taxonomy places the organism in Eukaryota, Viridiplantae, Streptophyta, Magnoliopsida, Fabales, Fabaceae. The record is from RefSeq and is a predicted model, not a curated record. Gene Ontology annotation, biological process: jasmonic acid biosynthetic process; oxylipin biosynthetic process. The transcript is spliced from 5 exons. The coding region runs from base 155 to 1345 and encodes 396 amino acids.
GUAGGUCCCUUGCAGGAGUUAUAUCUGAGAAUUGAGAUCACUCAAGCGAGAAGUGUUCUACAUCUCUGGUGGCUGAAUUAGAGAAGCGAAUAAGGGAUCAUUGACUAGCCACUGUAAACAGCAGCGGAGGAUCAGAGCUCCGACACACUGAACAAUGGCGGAGACUACGACGCAAGGAAGAGCCGCCCUCUUCUCUCCUUACAAGAUGUCCAAAUUCAAUCUCUCUCACAGGGUGGUGCUAGCGCCGAUGACCAGAUGCAGGGCUUUGAACUGGAUUCCGCAGCCAGCGAUGGCGGAGUACUACACGCAGAGGUCAACUCCGGGGGGCUUCCUCAUAAGCGAAGGCACCUUGAUCUCCCCCACGGCGCCAGGAUUUCCGCAUGUACCUGGCAUAUAUUCAGAAGAGCAGGUUGGGGCAUGGAGGAAGAUAGUGGACGCUGUCCAUGCCAAAGGAAGCGUUUUCUUUUGCCAACUCUGGCAUGUUGGUCGAGCUUCUCACAUAGUUUAUCAGCCCAGAGGGGCCCCGCCUAUAUCGUCCACUAGCAAACCCAUAUCAGCGAGGUGGAGAAUUCUCUUGCCAGACGGGUCAUAUGGCGUGUAUCCAGAGCCUCGAGCCCUGAAAACUUAUGAAAUACCAGACAUCGUGCAGCAUUACCGGCAAGCAGCAGUAAACGCUAUUCGAGCAGGUUUUGAUGGAAUUGAGAUUCAUGGGGCUCAUGGGUACCUUAUCGAUCAAUUCUUAAAAGAUGGAAUCAACGAUCGAACAGAUGAAUACGGUGGAUCACUGGAAAAUCGUUGCAGAUUCCUAGUGGAGGUGGUCCAAGCAGUGGUUUCUGCAAUCGGAGCCGACAGAGUCGCCGUGAGAAUCUCACCAGCAAUAGACCACCUGGAUGCCAUGGACUCUGACCCACUCAGGCUUGGAUUGGCUGUGGUUGAGAGGCUCAACAAGCUCCAACAAGAGUUAGGCUCAAAGCUUACUUAUCUCCACGUGACACAACCUCGAUACACUGCAUACGGGCAAACAGAGUCAGGCAGGCCUGGUAGUGAAGAAGAAGAAGCUCACUUGAUGCGGAACUUGAGGAAGGCUUAUCAAGGGACGUUCAUGUGCAGCGGUGGAUUCACUCGGGACCUGGCAAUUGAGGCUGUGGCUCAAGGCGAUGCUGACCUCGUAUCAUUUGGUCGUCUUUACAUAUCAAAUCCAGACCUGGUCCUCAGGCUCAAGGUUAAUGCGCCUCUGAACAAGUAUAAUAGGAAAACUUUCUACACCCAAGAUCCUGUUGUGGGAUACACAGAUUACCCCUUCUUGAACCAAGAAAGUGGGCCUAAAUCACUCUCGCGUCUUUAAUUGCUCUUCUUGUUUCGGGUGUUGUUUAUAUUAUUGCAUGAUUGCAAUCCACGAAACUUGUCGAAGGGUUCAAUCCCUUGCUCCAGCUUUUGUGGAUAUAUAUAUAUAUAUAUUUUAUAUAUUGAAACUGGUAAUUAUAAAAAUGGUCCCGACUAUUUCGUUA